UGGCUGCUCGUCUUGGAGCCAAUACAUGUAAUCGAUCGAAUGGUCAAUCGAUCGACCCGAAUAGCAGGAGCACACCCAACAACCAACAACCACCCGCAACCUCUUUUGCAUCAUUAUUGCAACAGCUAGCCAGCCAUUGCAGCCACUAUCUUCAAUCUACAUGUAGUAUGCGCUGACAGACCAAUCAUCCUUAACCAUGGCAGACCGUCCCCGAUAUGUUCCCAGUCGCAACCGUAGAGCAAAGAACCAACGUUUCCAUGGCGCCUUUACGGGUGGCUUUUCAGCGGGUUUCUACAACACGGUCGGUUCCACUGAGGGAUGGCAACCCAAAAACGAUGAACGUGUCGACGAACUGCCAGCCUCCGUGGACGAGGAGGGGAACAUUGUGGCUCAGGACUAUACUCCACCAAGUCGCAAGCGAUCACGUCCACAACAGCAAAAACUGGAAGAUUUUAUGGACGAAGAAGAUCAUGACCAGUGGGGCGGACCAACCAGUCUAAGACGGGAAUACAAGGACCCUUCCAAUGCUUCUCAUAAUCCACUCGACAACAACGCUAACAGCAGCAGCAACAACAACAGUACUACUGAGAAUAUUGGAGAUUGGAUGAAAAUUGCCACAGUGGUUCCACCUGCCAAUGUCGGCAAUCGAUUAUUGCGCGUUUUGGGUUGGAGAGAAGGAAACUCUGCGGCAUAUGUUCCAGAUGCUACUAUUAAUACUGCAAAGGCUACGGAUACAUGUACUGCCAAUCAAUCCACGCCAGAAUCGUCGGUACUGCUCUCCAAAAAACGACUACGCAAGGUACAGCUGCAACAAAAGCGUGUCAAAAUUCCACCCCCAAAACUAAAUACCUGUGGACUCGGAUACGAACCCUAUCAAAACGCACCCGAGUUUCGGGCGCAUCAAGAAAAGAGACGAAAACAGGCACAACAGAGAGCACAACUUAACAGUAGUACAAAUGUCUACCGAAUAUCCGACGUGUUGGAAAAUGAGGAGGAGGACAAUAAUACCAAUCUUAAACCAAACAGGCAACAACAACAACCAAACAGCAACAAUCAUGAUCAAGAUGACCCAGCAUAUUCGUAUGAAACCAUGGAAGAUUUUGUGGGACACAAGUCUGUCGGUGGAUUUGCCCUCCGAGAAGAUGAAGAUGAUGCCUACGAUGAUGACCAGCCUUUGUCACUCACCAAGGCGUCAGAUAAAGUUCGCAUAGAUUCCGAAGCUUUCAAUACUGAAGUCUAUGAACACCAAAGCAGUGAUGAUGACGACGAAAACAACAAUCAUCAAAUGAGCAGUUCUGCGCCAAGACACGCCAAUGAUAACAAUAUCAAUAACAGAAACAACUUGGCGGGGAUCUUGUCCAGUUUUGCGGACACGGGACCAGCAUCAUCUUCAUUACAAACACCAAAAGCGGCAGCAUUUACAACUGAUGGUCGACCACCGUUGGCAGGCUUUGUCAUGGGAGGUGCAUUUGCUUCGCAUUCCAAGCCUAAACGAUACCGUGGGCCAGAUGUCCCAUCAGAUUAUCAAGUCAAACAUCACGAAUUCAGACCAAAUGAACAUCCGUCCGUGCUAAGGGCAUUGUCUCAUGCCGUACAAUUGCAAGUCGUCGAUGAAAAGCGGAAACAAGCUAUGGAUGAAGCCCUGCGGAUCAAUGCAACUUCCAAUAAACCUGCCAGACAACGAUUUCAACACAUGGCAAAAAACAUCAGCAACAGUAACAACAGCAACAAUACAAGCGCUGAACGAUCCAAAACACCCAUGGCUGGUGGUGCAUUUGCAGGAUUGGCCGAAGCAAUGAAGAGCCGUUUCACAUCCGUAAAGGAGAACUCCGAUACGGCUACAAAACUACAAUCUGGACUACGAUUGCCUUCCAAGGAGAGCCAGAAAACCACCGUCAACGAGCCUGCUGCCGAGGAACCGCAACGAUCUGCUCCAGAUGAAAUCAAGAUUACUCGCAAAAUUUACCCAUUUGCUCCGCAUAGGUUACUCUGCAAACGGUUCCAUGUACCUGUGCCUGAAAUCAGCAAACAAUCAACAGAUCAAACAGGAGGGGGCAGGGUGACGGAAGAUUCCUAUUUUCGGCAAGAGAUAUUGAACCCGGCAACCAAAAACAAUCCAGAAGCCAACAACAAAAAGAAGGAAGCGCCGCCAACGAAAUCCAAAGCAAGCGUUCCAAAACCAGGCGGCGGGAUGUUUGAAGAAGAUGGGACCAUGAAGGACGACGCUCUCGGUGCCAUACCAGCCGACCAAGGCAAAGACAAAGAAGAGCGUCCAUCCCUGGAAACGUACAAGUCAAUUUUUGAACCUCAAGCUGAUGAUGAAUCGGAGUCCGACUUGGACGAGAGCGAUCCUGAGAUUCUAGAUGAGGAAGACCCCAAACACGACAACACUGCAGAUGAUUCAAAGGAAAAGGACCCUCAAAAGAAUGCUGCAGCACGCGAGGAGAUCAAGGAAACCAACGGUGAAGAGAAAAAGACUGAAACGGAGAAGACGGCUGGAACGGAUGGUGCCCAUCGCGCGAUUGAUGGUGAUGCAAGGGACGAUGCAGUUGUUGCGAUGGAUGAUCGCGACAGGAGUAGGAAAAAGAAAAAGCACAAGUCAAAACGUCGUAGUCGAGACAGAAAAUCCAGCCAUGAUGGGUCCGACGAUGAUGGCUCUCGUCAGGGACAGAUAAGGAAACGCUCCAGAUCUGUUUCCAGCGAAAGCACCGACCUUUCGCGGGAUAGCAGCAGCAGAGACCGAAAGCGCCGAAGGGAGCGCAAGGACAAAAAGAAAAAGAAGCAUAAGCACAAGAGCAAGAAGAAAUCAAAGCGCAAGUAGUCAACAUCAGGAAUUGCCGUGACAAACAGAGCUGCUCUCUCCACCAGCUUUGAAGUUGCGAAACUACAAGACACGAUGGUUGCCAAAAAGGGGUAUGGCACGUAGACGAAGCGGGGCUAAUGGUUAAGGUGCCACUUUUUUCAUCUGUAAACUAGGGCGAUGGCACCCUGUUCGACACAAACUCUGGCAAAGCUCAAUAGUGUCAAGGGACAAAUCAUGUCUACAUUGGGAAUGCUGACGUUCUCCGGUAGCAAUGACCUCAAAUCCUUGACGACAAAUUCUCUGUUUGCGGCUUCUUUUAUCUUUCUCAAGAUGAAAACGAUGGCACCUGCGAUUUCCUCUCUGGGCAGGAGCCCUCUGGGCUUGUCCACGAUGACAGAAGCUUUUUCCUCUGGCGUUGCAGCUCGAACCAAGCUAUCCAGGGCAACAAGUCUUGCCGCCCUCGGGCCGACAAUCACUCGAGGCGGGGCCGACUCUGAUGGAAAGCGCAUUGCGUGCAUGCUUUUCAUUCUGACCGAGAAUGCUCUAUGGUUGUGCCUAUGAAACUUGUUUCCAAGACUCUCCGAAAUGGCUGCCACUGUGACUUCCUCUUGCACUCGCUGAAAGGCUUGUUGAAUUUGCUGUUGCAAUUGUUCCUGGUCGUGUAAUGGAAUCUGUUUGAUAUUCUGGCCCCCAAUUGUCCGGGGAAGUGCCUUUCGGUAAUCCACCACACUAUGUAAUAUUGACUCUGUGGCAGCGGUUAAAAUACCUGCCAACGUCCAGUCAUGGGUUGCCAAUGCGAUUGUCACGUGGAAACUGCAACUAUCUUCAUGGGUUAGUGCCUCGUGCACAUAUCCGCGAGGCAUGUACAUGACAUCUCCCGGCUGAAGUGUUGUCUGAAUAAUUUUUGGUCCUUCUAGAACUUCCUGAGGCACUUCCAAUCUCUCUUUUCCCACUUGUUCAUGUGGAUAUGGGUAUGGGAUAGGUACCUUUUGGUAGACGGUCCACUGUUUCUUUCCGACCACCUGAAUGAUGAAUACAUCCCUGUCAUCGGCAUGUGCUCGUACUGCCUGCGCUCCUGGUGGUGUAAGGUAUGCAUUUGUGAAUACAUGGGGGAAGCUCUUUUGCAAGUCUUGGCAGACAGCCGCAAUCCACGGGGAAGUCCAGUCGGCGUGAUUGAGAACCACCGAGCAUCCGUCCAAGUAUGCUGUCAUGAGAUUAUUGUUGUAAGAAGUGGCCAGAUCAUUUGUGACGCUGACUUUGUCUUUGAAUAGUAGAGGAGCAGUGUGUUGAGUGGAUCCAUGAAUGACGUGUUCGACAGUAUUGUCGUUAUGAUUGGAAGGAGGUAUGGGGGCAUCGGCGAGAAGUUGGACCAAUGCGAUCCACCCUUGAUCGAUUAGCUCUUCGUAGGGACUGUUUCUCACAGCGUCGUCAUUCCAAAAGUUGGAGGCAUGAAAAUCUGUUGGUUCGCCAAUCGUAGUAUUGGCAUUAGUCUGCCUGGCAGCGCUGUUGUUGUUGGCUUGGAGACUGCAUCGACGGCCCCAUCGAAAUAAGGCGCAUUGUUCUUGCCAGGUGGAUUCAAAGAAUUUUGCAACCGCGGUGCCACUGUUGUCGCCUAGAAUGGAAAUCAGAGCCAGGGACUCUCCAGGUUCAUCGUCAUUACCAUUCUGUUGGUGUUGAGCUGUUGUGCGGUUUUCACCGUUCAUUCUCGCAAGAGAUUGCAUGAAGGAAGCAACACUGAUGUAUACGGGUAGCUAGGGGUAUCCAAGCGCGGGACUCGAAAAAUUGAAGAAAGGAUACCACUUCUAACCAAAUGAUGCUUCUGAUGGUUGCUCCGCCACAGCCUCAGCCAAAGGCAAGCCACUGUUUUUGCAGAUAAGAGUUCUUUCGCCAAUGGAAAGCUUGGACAGCGUCUCGCUUCUUCGUGGGGUAUGAUUGAGAAUUCGAAAAGGCACCACUCUCCAAUGCCAAGGAUAGCAUGUUCACGGCUCAAAUAAGCGAUUGUGGCGGCAAGAGAAACGUACGAUUGAAGAUCCAACAAGGGUCCCGGUCCAAUCAUGACUAACAAAAAUCAAACGGGGUACAAGAUCUAAUCGUGACUUGCUUCGCUCCAACCUCAACACACCGAUCU
Messenger RNA from Seminavis robusta, 4931 nucleotides. NCBI's taxonomy places the organism in Eukaryota, Bacillariophyta, Bacillariophyceae, Naviculales, Naviculaceae. The record is from the annotation of a GenBank genome assembly.